CAUAGUGCAUCCUCCAGGCGAGUCGGAUUUGUCAGGUAAAACUGGGGUCGUGAUAUUGGGGGUGUAGAGGAAGCAUUAAAGAACUAGAGGAAUGUUGUAUGUUUCGUCGCUGCUGUACUGCACCCUGGCUGACUGUCCCUUCCUGGUGGCCCCUCUGAGGGGUUGUCCAAUCAGACUCACUCUUUAUGGGAGUAGAAAGCCUCUUCUUCCUCCCUCAGAGCGGCUGCUCAUUUCCACCUGCGGAUCUCGUUAGCAGCCCAGCUCCUAACUACUACGACACCAGCGUCCUUGGAGGAAAGAUGAUAAGGACUAUGCUUUAAAACAGAUAGAAGGCACCGGGAUCUCUAUGUCGGCAUGUAGAGAAAUAGCACUGCUCCGAGAGCUGAAGCACCCGAACGUCAUCUCUCUGCAGAAGGUGUUUCUGUCCCACGCCGACCGGAAAGUGUGGCUGCUGUUUGACUACGCCGAGCACGACCUCUGGCACAUAAUCAAGUUUCACCGAGCCUCGAAGGCCAACAAGAAGCCCGUGCAGUUGCCGCGGGGUAUGGUGAAGUCUCUGCUCUACCAGAUCCUGGACGGGAUUCACUAUCUGCACGCCAACUGGGUGCUGCACCGUGACUUGAAACCUGCUAAUAUUUUAGUUAUGGGUGAAGGUCCCGAGCGAGGAAGAGUAAAAAUUGCCGAUAUGGGCUUUGCCCGCCUAUUUAAUUCACCUCUGAAGCCUUUAGCAGAUUUGGACCCCGUGGUCGUCACAUUCUGGUACAGAGCCCCCGAGCUCCUGCUGGGAGCACGGCAUUACACCAAAGCUAUUGAUAUUUGGGCUAUAGGGUGUAUAUUUGCAGAACUGCUAACGUCAGAGCCAAUAUUUCACUGUCGGCAAGAGGACAUCAAAACUAGUAACCCCUAUCACCAUGACCAGCUGGACAGGAUAUUCAAUGUAAUGGGAUUCCCUGCAGAUAAAGAUUGGGAAGAUAUAAAAAAGAUGCCCGAACAUUCAACAUUAAUGAAAGAUUUCAGAAGAAAUACGUACACCAACUGCAGCCUUAUCAAGUACAUGGAGAAACACAAAGUGAAGCCAGACAGCAAAGCAUUCCACUUGCUUCAGAAGUUGCUUACCAUGGACCCAGUAAAGCGGAUUACCUCAGAGCAGGCGAUGCAGGACCCCUACUUCUUAGAAGAUCCACUUCCGACAUCAGACGUCUUUGCCGGCUGCCAGAUUCCUUACCCCAAACGAGAGUUUUUAACAGAAGAAGAGCCAGAUGACAAAGGAGACAAAAACCAGCAGCAGCAGCCUGGCAAUAACCACACGAACGGCACGGGCCACCCAGGGAACCAGGACAGCAGCCACGCACAGGGGCCCCCACUGAAGAAAGUGAGAGUCGUUCCUCCGACCACUACCUCAGGUGGCCUGAUCAUGACCUCAGACUAUCAGCGUUCCAACCCACAUGCUGCCUACCCCAACCCUGGACCAAGCACAUCACAGCCCCAGAGCAGCAUGGGAUAUUCAACUACCUCCCAGCAGCCUCCACAGUACUCUCAUCAGACUCACCGGUACUGAGCUGUGCUGGAACCACGCCACUGCACUGUCGCUGGCUCGCAGUGGGGCGGACGGGCGGACACCCCCCACCUCACCCCCCCUGCAGAGCCUGGCCCGGGCCACCACGAGAAUGUCCUGUGCGGCCUGUGUCUUCAGAAUGUCCUGCCGCCAGCCCACCGCUUUUCACAGCUUGGGGAGUGGCUUCGCGUUGUACCAGUUUGGCGUUCGACUGGAGCAGAAAGUGCUAGCACAGUGCGUGUGGGCGUGCUCCCUGCAGAGUUUACUUGACAAGGUUCAGACUGACCAACGCUCUUCUUUCUCCCCCUCCCAGCGACGGCCUGAAGCAGGUGAAGCUGUGAAGUGUGCUAGGGCAAGCAUUUGUUGUCGUGUGGUGAAUCCCGUCAGUGUAAGAACAUUCUCUGACCAGUAGUGAGCGGGUAACUGCUCACUGGUACUUGAAACACGGUCCGUGUGUAACUCCCACAGUCCGAGGUGUGAGAUGAGCUCCUUUGGUCCACCCCCCUUUGUAGUGUGUCUCACCGUGGCCUGGGGAGCGGUGCCGACAUCGGUCACUGUUGGCUUGUGGAUUUCUUUUAUUUUGAACCAAGGAAGAAAAUGCUUGGAUUUUAUUUUUUCCUUCCCCAAAGUCCAAACUCCACAUAGUUUUGCCAGAAAGGUUUCGAACUCCCAAAGAUUAGUCCCCCCUCACUGGGCUGUGUUUCCAUUUGUUCUUGUUGUUUGGUUUGUUGUUGUGGGUUGAUUUCCCGUCUUUGACUUGACUGGAAUUAAAGCUGCUAUUUGAUAGUAAUAAGUAAGUAGGUGGUCACUGAGGUAAGCCGUUUGGUUCAGCAGAAGAUUGUCCCAGACAGUGUUUUGUUUUUUUUCCCUGUUGGUGUUGCUGAUUUGUGAGCAUGCUUUAAGACAAACAAGCAAAAAAUAAAAGCGGGGAAAAAAUGAAGCAAAAAAAAAAAAAAAGCAUGAGCGAUCACUUGUUUCAGGGGCACAGCGGCCGCGCGAGACCCUGGGUCCUGGCGGUGGAGCGCUGGCGCCGAGCUCCACAGUCUCUUCAGUCCCUUCCCUUUCUCAGCCUUGUUCACCGUCACGUAGGCACUCUGACUGUCGGCAAGGGGAAAGGCGUGGGCGAGCCUUAGAGUUUUUGAGGGGGGAGAGAAUCUAUAACAUACAAUGUACUGUAUCAAACUAUUUUACACGAAUGACACAAGUAUUCUGAAUUUUAAAAAAAAUUGAACAUUGUUAAAAACAAGGUGUUAUGUAAUAAAUUUAUUUUUCAUAAAUCGAA
This is a messenger RNA of Echinops telfairi (small Madagascar hedgehog), 2837 nucleotides long. It is a transcript of the gene CDK8, whose product is annotated as cyclin dependent kinase 8. Gene Ontology annotation, cellular component: nucleus; mediator complex. Lineage: Eukaryota; Metazoa; Chordata; Mammalia; Afrosoricida; Tenrecidae. Bases 347 to 1558 code for a protein of 403 amino acids. Gene Ontology annotation, biological process: protein phosphorylation. Gene Ontology annotation, molecular function: RNA polymerase II CTD heptapeptide repeat kinase activity; ATP binding; cyclin-dependent protein serine/threonine kinase activity. The transcript has 13 exons. The record is from RefSeq and is a predicted model, not a curated record.